UACAUACAUUACCACCAACAAAUAAUAUUUGUGCAUACACGAAGAAUAUGAUAGAAUUGUAGAGCACCAUCAUCAACAAUGAAUCCACCUUUUCAUCAAUCCGAUCGUAGGAUUCCUUCUGGCAGCAGUGUGGGAGGAAGUCCAAAUCACGUUCAACCACCAAAUCAAUACAGUAGCUUUUGGCGUAUGCAUGGUGCACCAAGCAGUCCUACAAGCACAGCUUCUCCUGGUGGCGAAACAAAAGAUGGCGAUGACAGUUCACAUCCUAGAAAGAAACGUGUUCAUUAUUCCUGCGAAGAAUGUCAUAGAAGAAAGCAAAAGUGUAACAGACAAUGUCCUUGUCAACAUUGUUUGGCUAGAGGAAUUCCGCAAAGGUGUAAAUUCACUGCAAACGUACCUGCUUCUAGUGGACAUGGCAAUGGAAACGCAUCUUCUGAGAGCAAUGCAAAUGCAGGCCCAUCAUCGUCAGCAGAUGUCUCUGAGCUAAAACAGAUUAUGCAAGAUGGUUUCGCAGACAUUCUCUCACGACUUGGGGCGGAGGAUCAGAUUGCGGCAGCGAACAAACAACGAAAAAUACAAGAAGAAGAUGAGGACGAUCUUGUGAUUGUCUCUUCCGCCACCGCCGCCACUUCUCGUGGAAGCAAGUUACUCGAUAUGAUGCAAGUCAAUAAUGCCGCCGCCGUCAUGGAUCCGACUUUGAGUCUAGACUCACAUACAAGUAUCGAUCAUGCCCUUUAUGAACUCAGCUUACGUGACCCAAGAGGGAAUGGUCCGUUGAGCAAAUCAUUGUUGGCAUGUCUUCCACCAAAGCAUGAAGUUCAGGUAUUGUUUGACAGCUAUAUCGAAGAUGUGAGCAAUUUGCGAUACCCAAUCUCCUUGGAUACAAUCAAACGAUCGAUGGAAAGGUUACCACAGAUGCAACAGCGAGGCUACAUCACCACAGAUGAGAUUGAUUCUUUCUCCGUCAUCGCGGCCAUGCUCAGCCAAGCAGUUUUGCGAACGGAACGAUUCGAUGUGAUCCCAAACGAUAUCAAAACUGUGUAUAUGGGUGCUCGCAAACUAGUUUUUGCAUGCAUGAAAUCGUUGUGCAUCAGUGACAUCUUGGGUCGAAACAGCUUUGAGAAAUGCGUAGCCUUGCAUUUAUCCGCACGAUUUUUAUUGAUGGACAGAAGGAUGAAUGAAGCAUGGACUAAUGCGAAUAAUGCUGUUCGAUGUGCGCAGAGUAUUGGACUGCAUCGUUAUGAUCCGACCGGAAAGCCAAUCAGGGAAGCAGAAGAGAUACGAUUAAUGUGGUGUAUUUUGCGGUAUGAUGAACGGUCAUUCUCGAUGAUGAUGGAAAGGCCUACUUCGAUCGAUGAUGACGUUUGCUCCACAACACCUCCGCCAGCAUCAGGCAAUAUUACAGUAGACGAUGCAAUUUUCAUUCAGAGAAGGUUCGACCUUGCUACGUUUCAGGGCAGAAUUCUCUCCCUGAUCCAUAACAAGAAUGGUGUCAGAAUGCGGGACACACUUGCCCUAGACAAAGAGAUUAUCGCAUUCCGACAAUCUCUACCGACAGAUUUGAGAGGGCACAGGAAAGGAUAUAUUCAACGAUUUAUGAUGCAUUCCCAUACCUUGCAAGCUCGAAUGGCUCUGUUGCGACCUUUCUUCUUGCGUUGCGUACCUCGGAAUGCCUCUGCCUUGACCAGACAAAGACAGAUUGCUAUCCGAUUAGCCUGUGCAGAAGCAGCAUGUGAGGAUUUGACAUUGCGUGAAGAAUUGGUGGAGGAAGUUCAAACGGUUUAUGGCGGGGAAAAGGUGCCAGGACUUGCACGAAACCAUAUUAGAACACCACGUUGGUUUACUUCUUUGGUGAUUUUGGGAUGCUACAUGUUAACAUUCAAUGCGCAUACACACGACGGCCAAAUUUCUGGCGCAACGGCCGAAUCGGAAAGCAAUGCAGAACGAGCGCUUGCAAUCUUGCCUCAGGCUAGACAGCACCUGAAGAUCUUUAUUGAUCUUGCAGAGAAGAAGCAAAGUGCAGAGACUACUCGAGAUGCCGCUUUGGAUCGAGAAGUGAGCGUGGUUCGUAUGUUCUUGGAAAAGGGUUCGGAAACUACAUCAGAACGAGUCAAUCAUGCAAGUGCAAAUGAUUCAUCCAAUCUUACUACCAGUCGAAAGCGAGCUCGAACGUCUGGAUCAACGUCUGCACCAUCAAAUACAGGUCACGAACUCUCUCACAGUGCACCACACAGCAUGCAAGCCACGCCGCCAAGUCAUCAUACGCCCAGUUCGAGUGAAGUAGGAUCGCAUUCAGGCGCAAAUGGUCUGCAAGGGGAAGAUUUGCAAGCGAUUUUUGAUGCUUGGUUCCAAUCGGGUAUCAAUCAUGCCAAUACAGGACAAGAACUUACACAAAUGUUUGAUAUUCCAAGUACAGAAGCAAUGCCACCUCUAACAACAUUUGAAGCAGCAAUGAGUUUACCCAACAAUCAAUUUCCAUUUAAUUCAACUCCAACGAGCAAAAGUGAUCCUGCAACGGCUGCUGCUGCAGUUCAAUUGGCGUCUAUGCAACAAAUUCCACAGCCUCCAGUCACUGCUGGGAUGACGAGCCAACCAAGUUUAUAUCCUUCUCCACCUUCUUUUGCAGCUUCAACUCCUCAUUCCACUCGAGCUGCCGGUGAAGGUGAAUUUUGGCAAGGAUUUAUCAAUAUGCUUUCCACACAAUCUGGAAAGGUUUAAAGCAUUUUGCUGUAUUUUUAUCAUGAUUGAAAUUGCAUUUUUAGAGAUCCCUUGGAUGACCGUUCUGUUGUCAUAUUGUAGAAUGCCGAUGUCAUGUGAAUUUAUCCGACCAUGUGCUUCAUACAUACAACAGCCUCUAUUCCACGCUAAGUAUCAGACAAGAGUCGAAUCCUCUAAAGAGAGCACCGAUCAUACCACCCUACCAUCAACCUACUCUCCUUACAAAGGAAGCAAAUCAAGACCUUUUCUUUAUAAUGAGCGCAUUGGACACAUACGUUUCAUUACUAACAGUUUUGACGCAACCCCCAUACGCGCGUACACGCCCUGGAGGGGGGUUGCGUCAAAACCGUUAGUCACCAUUACACUGCUCUUGCGUACAAGAACCUAACUGCCCGAUCUCUUAUGUUAGUCUCUUUUUCAGUACGACCGACGGCUUGGCAAG
Messenger RNA from Meira miltonrushii, 3160 nucleotides. RefSeq lists its product as uncharacterized. The transcript has a single exon. Bases 79 to 2718 code for a protein of 879 amino acids. Lineage: Eukaryota; Fungi; Basidiomycota; Exobasidiomycetes; Exobasidiales; Brachybasidiaceae. Gene Ontology annotation, molecular function: DNA-binding transcription factor activity, RNA polymerase II-specific; zinc ion binding; DNA binding. Gene Ontology annotation, biological process: regulation of DNA-templated transcription; DNA-templated transcription. The record is from RefSeq and is a predicted model, not a curated record.